AUGAGCGUUCGGAUUCUGUGCGUUCAGUGCGAUAGCAAUCGGCUGCGACAGGAGUUGGGACAGCUCGAUCUGGACGUCGUGUAUUCCAUCGCGCUGUGCUGUUUGAUGUUGGAGGUGAAUUUGGGCUGUGCGAGCAAAGGAAACGACGCGCUUUGGAAGAAGCACGAUUUGAAGGUGAAGAAUGACUACACUCCCGCGUUGUUUAUGUGGAUCGAUUGCCUCCUGGACGCGAAUACAACCCGGAUUAUCUUCGAUAUGAAGUCCAAUCCGCGAUUUGUGGAUCUGCUGGGCAUUCUGCGAACGAUCACAGAGCGAGACGGAAAGAUCUACACGGACUUGCUGCCCUUGAAGGGCGUAAUGAAGCAUUUGGAACGCCAUCUGCCGCUGCCGGUGACUGCCCAGCCGAUUUACUCGAUUGAGAAACUGAAUUUUUGAUCUUUUAUUG
Messenger RNA from Blastocystis hominis, 445 nucleotides. RefSeq lists its product as hypothetical. The coding region runs from base 1 to 435 and encodes 144 amino acids. The record is from RefSeq and is a predicted model, not a curated record. The transcript is spliced from 4 exons. NCBI's taxonomy places the organism in Eukaryota, Bigyra, Opalinata, Blastocystidae.